Messenger RNA from Peronospora farinosa, 612 nucleotides. NCBI's taxonomy places the organism in Eukaryota, Oomycota, Peronosporomycetes, Peronosporales, Peronosporaceae. The record is from the annotation of a GenBank genome assembly.
AUGUUGGAUAUUCCGUCAAAAACAGCUACUCUCGUCGAGUGUUACGCACGAGGCUUCUACGACUUGGAUACAACCAAUGCCAUGCUCAACUCCAUCUCGACGCACACGAUUGCAUUACAAUGGUUGUCAUGUGCCAAGCUCAUUUCAUACGCUCAAAGCAUGAAGCUUGCUCGGCUAGUGAACUGUGUCAAAGGGCCUGUCAGCUCUGACUGCAGUGAGAGCGACAGCGGCGACGGACUAUAUAAAAACAGCGCUCUCUUUCCAUCUCAAUCCAUGCCUAGCUCUACAUCCAGCUUUGGCGACUCCACUAUGCUGCUACCUCCUCCGCGAGAGCUGUCAAGAAUAUUGGCUCCGUGCUGUAAGUUGUGCUGCAAGAGUUUCCGUUUUCUAGGCGCCUCCCGUCGCGUUUGCCAGGCCUGCGAUCAAGACGUGUGUUCGCGGUGCAGUAUCAAGGAAACAUUGUGCCUAUUUUCAAGAACUAGACAACGUGCUCGAGAAAGCAAAAAGAAUUUCUGUAAACACUGUGUGGCCGGCGCCAUGCGCAGCAAAGCUGGUGCUUUGGUACGUGACGACUUUAUCGCGACUGCACCACCCACACAGCAUAGCUGGUAA